AUGGCUUCCACCGAAUCAGCUAUCCCGCCAGCUCAAACCGAGGCCGAAAUGCCCACUUCGCCAAAAGCAAAGGGUCAUCGUCGAGGCAGUUCAUCUGUAACGGAUGUAUAUAAGCCUGCUGAUUUGAAGGAACUUAUCGGCACAGAAGGAGAAUUGAAACUAGCAAAAGAAAUCUCUAAACUAAACUGGAAAAUAAAUACCCACCCCUCUCACCUAGACGACUGGAAACAACUCAAGCAAAUCCCAAUUUCUAGCCCCAAAGUCAAGCUAUUAGAUGUCUACUUCCCCAUGGGCUUGCACGUAACUGCCCGUGCGAGUGCUGCCUCCGCCCUUGGCGUUAGUGUUUAUGAUGUGCUGGCCGCAAUCCAUAAGCAGUUCAAGAAGAAGGCGGAUGACGAGCUAGAAAUGCCAGUUCUUGGCAACCUCGAAUGGGGCCGAUCGGACGAUUUGACAUCGAAGGAGCACUGGCCCGCUGUUGUACUGGUUGCGCAGAAGAAGGAGGCACCGGCAUCUUCAGGAAAGAAGAAGAACAACUAA
Molecule: messenger RNA, 537 nt
Organism: Morchella sextelata
Lineage: Eukaryota; Fungi; Ascomycota; Pezizomycetes; Pezizales; Morchellaceae
Exons: 4
Coding region: 1-537 (178 amino acids)
Source: RefSeq, a predicted model, not a curated record